UGCUCUUCUCGCUUCUCGACUUAAGCGCUACUUGAUCAUCGGCUAUGGCCAUCGCAAACCCAGGUGCUCCCGCUGACUCCUGCUCGCCGUCCCGGUUCACGGAGGAAGUCAUGGAUGAUGGAUGGAUCUGCUCCUCGAUGCGCCGAAUGGUCUGGUUACAUCUCGACGGCACAAUCGUGAACCAGAAGGUCAUUGGACUAGGGUCAACAGGCCUUGUCAUUGAGCAGGGACGGUGGGCGAUCAAGAUCCCUUACGUUUCGAGAGGAAUCAUCCGUGGGGUUGAUGGAUUGCCAGACGAGGUGGAACCUCUGACACCCGAGGAGGGCGACUACGAUGACCGGAUCCCCCUGAUCGAGGAGAUCCAGUGCGAAAAGGCAAUGUACAGGAGACUGGGGAACCACCAUGGCAUCGUACGCUGCCACGAUCUCGAGUCGACCGAUCCUUCGAUCCGAAUGGAUCGAAUGAGCGGGGAUCUUCGACAUUUUCUCGACGAACAAAAGCGGCCAACACGGCAGACGCAGUUACGCUGGUUUGUCACAUUGGCACACACCAUGGCGUAUAUCCACGAACAUCGGAUCAUCAUCGCUGAUGUUCGACUGGACAACCUCUUGCUCGACGACCAUUUGGCCAUCAAAUUCUGCGACUUUGCAGGGUCAACCUUGAUGCCUCUCGAAUGGGAUCUGCAUGGCACCGACGAUUUUGGUUAUUCAAUCUUGAUCGACAUUGGACAAUUCGGGGCCGUCAUGUAUCAAGUAAUCACCGGAAAAAAGUGUAAAUUCGAGCUGGGGGAAAAGGAAUCCGAUAGUUUGUUAACAGGCACUCGACGAGAAGACCUUCCAUCAACCGAAGGUGUUUGGCUAGGUCACAUCAUUGAGAACUGUUGGACUAUGUCCUUUAAGUCUUCCAACGAGCUUGCCGCAGCCCUUGACCAGGCAAAACUUCCCGAAGAAGUCCAAGCUCCGAUUCCUUCUCAGUCGGCGGACAAUCUCUUGACUCUUCAACCUUGACCACCGAGUGUUUUAGGCCUGCUGCACCUCUGGUGCAAAUCGACAGUGAAAGAGCAGCUUCCAGGUGGCUGAUCAUUUGAUCAUGAUAUUGGCUGGUCCCAAGCUGCCUGGGUCUCUGCCUCCAGUCUUCGGUCUAUCAAUUCUUUUCCCACCCGCGUACCAGAAAGCUUCGGAUCGAUGGUUGGGACAGUUGCCAUGUUUCUUGACCGAUGAGGCUGGAUAAACGUGCUCCACCUUGUGAUCCACGUUGUGUUGACUGGAUAGACGAACAACUUCAACAGGAGGCUCGAAGUUAUGGCAUGGAAGGUGGCCAUUCGGUUUCUUGGUGCAACGGCGGUGAUAUUUAGGACCUGGGUGGACCACUUGGCAACCACAAUAGUUCGGGUUUGACAUGGUGACAAAUGGCUUUGACUGGUAUAACUUCUCUUCAAGAUAUGAAGCGAAACCACUCGUGUAUAUGAUCAAGGUCUGUGAAGCUGGGAGAGGGAGAGAAAGAAGAUCAACGCUUGAUAACUUCGCCUUCAUGCCCUUGAGUACGUGGGGUUGCGUCGUCCCUGCGAGGUGCUGACCGCACCUGCGCGCCCAGGGAAAAGGGACAUAUCUAUACGAGCUCAGAGAGGGGACGUCACCGUAGACCGGGGAGGCCAUCUACCGUAAGAGGAACUCGAUGGUCUGGCCACGUUUCAAGUGACACAAGCA
Messenger RNA from Exophiala oligosperma, 1706 nucleotides. RefSeq lists its product as uncharacterized. The coding region runs from base 45 to 1007 and encodes 320 amino acids. Gene Ontology annotation, molecular function: ATP binding; protein kinase activity. Lineage: Eukaryota; Fungi; Ascomycota; Eurotiomycetes; Chaetothyriales; Herpotrichiellaceae. The transcript has 2 exons. The record is from RefSeq and is a predicted model, not a curated record. Gene Ontology annotation, biological process: protein phosphorylation.